AUGCAGUGGCGAACGCUACUGGCCUUCGCCCCUGCACUCUGGUCUGCCGUGGCUGCGCUGCCCUCGGCCGACGAUGCGGAAACCCAGUUCGGACGAGACUUCUAUAGCGAUCCUACACUGAGAGACCCGUUAUGGUGGAAAUAUGGACUGAAUGCCUCCGCCGAGUAUAAAUACUUUCAUGAGCCCGGCCGCGACGAUAUCCUAGGCCAUUAUGAUUCUCGAUACUUUACCGAGCCCGUCGACGACAGAGAACGCGCAGACACCCUCACUCAUAUGAUCCGCGCAUACCUUAAAUUUUUCAACGAGAACGAGCUGGAAACAUGGAUUGCACACGGAACCCUGCUGGGCUGGUGGUGGAAUGGAAAGAUCCUUCCCUGGGAUUGGGACAUGGACACCCAGGUCCCCGACACCACUCUUGCCUACCUCGCCGACCACUAUAACCGCACAGUCGUCCAGUAUAAGUCACCCGAUACCGGAAAGGAGCGAGAAUACUUGUUAGACAUCAACCCAUGGUCCCGGCAGCGCGAGCGCGGACAGGGACAUAAUAUCAUCGAUGCGCGCUGGAUCGACAUUCACACCGGUCUAUACAUUGACAUCACCGGUCUCAGUCGAUUGGAGCCUGAUCACCCGGAUAUUUGGCAGUGUAAGAACUUCCACAAAUACCGUUUGAAGGAUAUAUAUCCGCUGCGCCGGACUACAUUUGAGGGGGUCCCGGCCAAGGUGCCGCUCCAGUAUGAUUCCAUGUUGAUGGAUGAGUACUCGGAGAAGGCAUUGACCAUGACGAGGUUCCAUAAUCAUACUUGGUUCCCAAACUUGGCGGAAUGGAUCGCCGAUGAGACCCUCGCUAAUUUGAAGAUCAAACUGCCAGAAGACCGGCAGUAUGAAUGA
Molecule: messenger RNA, 888 nt
Organism: Penicillium atrosanguineum
Lineage: Eukaryota; Fungi; Ascomycota; Eurotiomycetes; Eurotiales; Aspergillaceae
Product: putative mannosylphosphate transferase (Mnn4)
Exons: 3
Coding region: 1-888 (295 amino acids)
Source: RefSeq, a predicted model, not a curated record